Anolis sagrei ordinatus is the source of this 2324-nucleotide messenger RNA. It is a transcript of the gene APPBP2, whose product is annotated as amyloid beta precursor protein binding protein 2. Gene Ontology annotation, cellular component: Cul2-RING ubiquitin ligase complex. Gene Ontology annotation, biological process: proteasome-mediated ubiquitin-dependent protein catabolic process; intracellular protein transport. The record is from RefSeq and is a predicted model, not a curated record. NCBI's taxonomy places the organism in Eukaryota, Metazoa, Chordata, Lepidosauria, Squamata, Anolidae. Gene Ontology annotation, molecular function: protein binding; ubiquitin-like ligase-substrate adaptor activity.
CCUCCUCUCCCUCCCUCCCUCGGCCUGGGCAGGGCGUCCUCGCAAGAUGGCGGCGGUGGAGCUGGAGUGGGUGCCCGAGACGCUCUACAACACCGCCAUCUCUGCCGUGGUGGACAGCUACGGGCGCGCCCGGCGGAGGGACAUCCGCUCCUUGCCCGAAAACAUCCAGUUCGACGUCUACUACAAGCUUUACCAACAAGGCCGACUAUGCCAGCUGGGUAGUGAAUUUUGUGAACUAGAAGUUUUUGCAAAGGUGCUUCGGGCUCUAGAUAAAAGACAUCUACUUCAUCAUUGCUUUCAGGCGUUGAUGGAUCAUGGGGUCAAAGUGGCCUCGGUUUUGGCCUAUUCAUUCAGCAGGAGGUGCUCCUACAUCGCAGAAUCGGAUGCUGCCGUUAAAGAAAAAGCCAUCCAGAUCGGAUUUGUUUUAGGAGGUUUUCUCUCGGACGCUGGCUGGUAUAGCGAUGCCGAGAAAGUCUUCCUUUCCUGCCUACAGUUAUGCACGCUCCACGAUGAGAUCCUCCACUGGUUUCGCGCUGUUGAAUGUUGUGUCAGGUUACUCCAUGUCCGAAACGGCAACUGCAAAUACCACUUGGGAGGAGAAACCUUCGAUCUGGCGCAGUCUUACAUGGACAAGCUGGCGAAGCAUGGCCAGCAGGCCAACAAAGCUGCCCUCUACGGCGAGCUGUGUGCCCUGCUCUUUGCAAAGAGCCACUACGACGAGGCUUACAAAUGGUGUAUAGAAGCCAUGAAGGAGAUUUCGGUUGGUUUACCAGUGAAAGUAGUUGUGGACGUCUUACGGCAAGCUUCGAAGGCCUGUGUGGUAAAGCGUGAAUUCAAGAAAGCCGAGCAGUUGAUAAAACAUGCGGUGUACCUCGCGCGGGAGCAUUUUGGAGCCAAACACCCAAAAUAUUCAGACACACUACUAGACUAUGGGUUUUAUUUACUCAACGUAGACAACAUAUGCCAGUCGGUUGCCAUUUAUCAGACAGCGCUAGACAUCAGGCAGUCUGUCUUUGGCGGAAAAAACAUCCACGUCGCGACAGCUCAUGAGGACUUGGCUUAUUCGUCGUAUGUUCACCAGUACAGUUCGGGAAAGUUUGACAAUGCACUAUUCCAUGCCGAACGUGCCAUCGGUAUCAUCACCCACAUCCUCCCAGAAGAUCACCUUCUCCUUGCCUCUUCCAAAAGGGUUAAAGCCCUGAUCUUGGAGGAGAUUGCCAUCGACUGUCACAACAAGGAGACGGAGCAGCGGUUGUUGCAGGAGGCCCACGACUUGCACCUCUCCUCGCUGCAGCUGGCCAAGAAAGCCUUCGGAGAGUUCAACGUCCAGACGGCCAAACACUACGGCAACCUGGGCCGACUUUACCAGUCCAUGAGGAAAUUUAAGGAAGCAGAAGAAAUGCAUAUCAAGGCGAUCCAGAUCAAGGAGUUGCUUCUCGGCCAGGAAGAUUACGAAGUGGCCCUUUCCGUGGGACACUUGGCCUCGCUGUACAACUACGACAUGAACCAGUACGAAAAUGCCGAAAAGCUUUAUCUGAGAUCCAUAGCAAUUGGAAAGAAGCUUUUUGGGGAAGGUUACAGCGGACUGGAAUACGAUUACCGGGGCCUCAUUAAACUGUACAACUCCAUUGGCAAUUACGAGAAAGUAUUUGAAUACCACAACAUUUUGGCCAACUGGAACCGGUUGCGGGAUCGGCAGUUUUCGGUGACGGAUGCCUUGGAGGACGUCAGCACCAGCCCUCACUCCACCGAGGAAGUCGUCCAGUCGUUCCUGAUGUCGCAAAACGUAGAAGGACCGCUUUCCUAAGGAACUUGGCCAGCUUUCCCAACGGGGCUUUUUCCCCCCUCCCCUUUUUUUGUUGUUGUUGUUACCCACAGUUACAUGGGAGAAGUCAUACUGUGAAAUUUGAAAAACCAUGUCGUUAUUUUUUUUUCCUCUCCCCCGCUCCCACCUUUUUUUCUUCUUUGUCUUCUCCUCGAGGGGGCUGUAAAAAUUGCAUUGAAACACUGGUCCGGUCCAUAAAAAAAAUAAUCCCCUACCUUUGGGGUGAUCUCAACUUUUGAUGGAGUGACCGUACAAACGAAUGUGUGCUUAAUAAUAAUAAUAAUAAUAAUUCCUACCAGCAUGAGUACGGCAUGAGUUUUGUUUUGGCGAGAGAGAGAGAGAGAGAGAGAAAAAGAGAGACAUACAUAGAGAUAUAUAUAAAAAGAAAAGCAUAGACAUCCCUAACGAUCGUCUGUAUUUUAACAAAAUCUUUUUUGCCUUCGAAAAGAAGCCACUUUACCGGAGAAUCGAAAGAGAGAAAUAAAAGCAUUUAACACUU